UCCCCCACCCAGUGUGACCGGCCGAGCCGGCCUUCUCUAGGUCUCUAGUAGCUUCCGCGGUGCUGACGCAUGCUUGCGCACACAACCCAGCCUGGCGCGUCGUACGCAGCAUCCGCGAGCCGGGCCGCGGGUGCCAGGCAGUUCCCCCGCGGGGGCAGGGGCGGGACUCCCGGCAGAGGAGCCCAGAGGAGGGCCGCCUGACGGCUGAGUUGCCAUGGCAUCCUACUACGAGAUUCUAGACGUACCACGGAGUGCGUCUGCUGAUGACAUCAAGAAGGCGUACCGAAAGAAGGCUCUGCAGUGGCACCCAGACAAGAACCCAGAUAAUAAGGAGUUUGCUGAGAGAAAAUUUAAGGAGGUGGCAGAGGCCUAUGAAGUACUAUCUGACAAGCACAAACGAGAGAUCUAUGACCGCUAUGGCCGGGAAGGGCUGACGGGGGCAGGAACUGCUCCCUCUCAACCAGAGACUGGUGGUAUGGGACCUGGCUUCACAUUCACCUUCCGCAGCCCUGAGGAAGUCUUCCGGGAGUUCUUCGGGAGUGGGGACCCUUUUUCAGAGCUCUUUGAUGACUUGGGCCCCUUCUCGGAGCUUCAGAACCGGGGUUCCCGACACUCUGGCCCUUUCUUCACCUUCUCUUCCUCUUUUCCUGGCCAGUCUGAUUUCUCCUCGUCGUCUUUCUCCUUCAGCCCCGGGGCUGGUGCCUUUCGUUCUGUCUCUACGUCUACUACCUUUGUCCAAGGACACCGCAUCACCACGCGCAGGAUCAUGGAGAAUGGGCAGGAGCGGGUAGAAGUGGAAGAGGACGGGCAGCUGAAGUCAGUCUCAAUCAAUGGUGUCCCAGAUGACCUGGCACUAGGCUUGGAGCUGAGCCGUCGUGAGCAGCAACCUUCAGUCACCUCCAGGUUGGGGAGCACACAGGUCCAGCCGACCCCUGUCUCCCGUGCCCCUGACAGCGACCUUUCUGAGGAUGAGGACCUGCAGCUUGCCAUGGCCUACAGCCUGUCAGAGAUGGAAGCAGCUGGGCAGAAGCCAGCAGGUGGGCGGGGGGCACAGCAGCGAUGGCAGGGGCGGUCCAAGGCCCAGCACCAAGACCUUGAUAUGGGAGGCACUCGUCAGGGGGUGAGGGGCGAGCCGACCAAGUCCAGCCCAUCUUCAGAGGAGAAGGCUUCUCGCUGCCUCAUUCUCUGAAAGCCAGGCCGAGCUUGACCCGAUUAAGGUCCUGACUCAGAGUCCAGCUCACUGUGGGAAGUACAGAAUGGACUGUGGCCUGAGUUGCAGGAUCCCAAAUUCUGUCCCUCCACAAGUUUCCCUUCCAGGCCCAUCAUCCUAUAGCAUGAGCUGGGGAUUUAUUGUGCUCUGUCCAGGGCUGAUAAGUCCCUAGGUAAAGCCCAGGAGUAGGGGCGUCGGGGCCACGGAAGGGCCUGUGGAGCCCAGAGGCACCAGUUGGAUCAGGCAUUGCUGAGGGACAUUAGUGGGACUUUUGUGCCUGUCUUCUUCUGCCGUCUAUGUUGCUGAUGUUGUCAAGGAAGGAGGACUUGACCUGCCAUGCUCUGAGCUCAAGUUGGCAGCUCCCCUGGGGAGCAUCGCAGGCUGAGUGGAGCCUCUGAUGUCCUUGCCCAGCUGCGGGCCUCCUGGUUUCUGUGGAGAAAUGAGUUCUCACCUGUUGUCAUCGUCUCUGUCUCCCCUCUGGUGCUGCUCUCCUCCUGCUCUGCUCUCUGCAACUCUCUGUGACUGCAUCACUUGCCUUUGCUGCUGCUUGGCUAGGACUCCCUCCUCCUUCUCUUUGAAGCCUCAGUGUGCCCAGGAAGAUGCUGGGGCCAGUGGGGCCAUGAGAUCUUCUGGGGAGGCUAGCUAGGUGGGGCUGAAGCCUCUCGGCCCUCCCGAGUCUCAACCAGAACCAACUCCUCUUCCCUCCUCCUUGCUGCCUCAGCCUGCCCUGACCAUAGGACGAGGCAGAGGUGAGGCUGGCUAUCCUUGGAGAGGUGGGCCAGGGCCAGGGGGACCCAGUGGGAGGCUGGGGGGCACUGUAUCUGUACUGCUUGUCCCUCAGGCAUCAGAGCUCAGGGGCUGGCACAGGGCUUGGCCUCGGCUGUGCAUGCUUGCUCCACCCUCCAUCUGCUUGCAGCUGACCCUUUCUCCUGUCACCCACCCCUGCUCUCUCCCCAGAUGUGUUCUGAGCUGGAUAUCCUGGAUCCAGAGUUGCUGCAGUUCCAACGGGACAGCGCCCUCCCCAAUGUGCUAGGAGGGAAUACUACAUCCCUCUCCCUCACUUAAGCUGAGUGUAGGGCUGGGGCCUGGGUGGUGGGUGGGGACUGAGUGGGAGGCACCCAUAGUCUUAGCCUCUGAACUCUCUCUCCUGGAUGCUUAGCGCUCUCGCAGAUUACAAAUCCCAGAGUGCAAUGCACCCUGGCCUCAUUUCUGAUAGCUCUUAUCCCAGGGGAAGUGGUGCUCGGUUAUAAAGCUGGGCUUCUGGGAUAUGUAGUUCCAAACCUGACCAGUGUGUCACUCUCUGAAUGGGGAUAUCUUGCCUUUCAUUUGUCCGUGGCAGGGGUGGUGAGAAUUGUGGAUGAAGGAGAAAAGACCAGAACCUUAGUUCCUCUAAUACUUCUUGCUAGACCCAGGUUGGAGUGAGCACAUCCAAGUCCUGUAGUAUCUGAGAGGUCAUUUCCCUUGGGCAGCCUGGGGUCCCAAGUCUUAAGCUAGUGGGCAGUGGAUGGAGUGGGUAUGGCAUUGUCCUGGAAGACUGAUGGCUGUGGGCUGGCAGAACGUUGGAGAGAAGGCUGCCUUGGCUGGAGUGUGUAUGGCGAAGAUUGGCAUGCAGAGGGAGUGUUGGACAUAUUGCUUGAAUGGCUUUCUUUGGCCUCUGACCUUGCUGCCCAUUCUCUCUAUCAUCAUUCAUCCUCCAUGAGCCACCUGUCCGCUGGGGAGUCCAAGGCCAGUGGGGGGUGGUUGGUGGGGCAGGCUGUGGACAGCUUCUGUAACGUUGAGUCUCUGAGACCCACCAAAGCCAGAUGAACUGAGCUCAGACUCAGGGAAAAUGGAAGCCAAUAAAGUUGAGUUUUGAGAA
Molecule: messenger RNA, 3068 nt
Organism: Mesocricetus auratus (golden hamster)
Lineage: Eukaryota; Metazoa; Chordata; Mammalia; Rodentia; Cricetidae
Gene: Dnajb2
Product: DnaJ heat shock protein family (Hsp40) member B2
Exons: 9
Coding region: 215-1189 (324 amino acids)
Biological process (GO): protein refolding; positive regulation of proteasomal ubiquitin-dependent protein catabolic process
Cellular component (GO): cytosol; endoplasmic reticulum membrane
Molecular function (GO): ATPase activator activity; Hsp70 protein binding
Source: RefSeq, a predicted model, not a curated record